Molecule: messenger RNA, 4966 nt
Organism: Oryzias melastigma (Indian medaka)
Lineage: Eukaryota; Metazoa; Chordata; Actinopteri; Beloniformes; Adrianichthyidae
Product: myocardin
Exons: 16
Coding region: 401-2785 (794 amino acids)
Biological process (GO): smooth muscle cell differentiation
Source: RefSeq, a predicted model, not a curated record
GAGAGGGGCAGAGGCAGCGAGACAGAGGCAGAGAGGCUUCAAUCGUGAGGAACCAAAGAUCUCCCUGCCCCCCCUUUGCAUCUGCUCCUCAAGGAAAACCUGAGCAGUGUGUGGGAAAGAGACGAAAGAAAAGGAUUGCAAAGAACAUGAAAGAAAGACAUUGUCAUUAAGCGCACUAGGAAGUUCUCUCUUUCCCUCUCUUCCUCCGUCUCGCACCUCUCUCAAUUUCAUCUUAAAUCCACUCCAAUUUCCCCUGAAGGAUUCAACUCUCCCCUUUCCUCAGCGAGAGGCAGAAAAAGAAGGGGCCCAUUCCUCCUGGUAGGUAAACCAGGACUUUCCUCUUUCUCUCUGCUCCGCUUCCCUGCUCCCCCCCACUCCCCCUCGCUGCCUCCUCUUCACCAUGACGCUGCUGGCCUCUGAGAGGUCACUUCUCAUCCGGAACAAGUUCCGCUCAGUGCUGCAGCUGAGAAUUCAGAAUCGAAGGCUACAAGAAAUCAAUAGGGAUGCAGGGUUAAAAUCCUCCUGCCUCCCUCAAAACGGAGAGAAGGACCCCGGGGAAACUCAACGUCACACCGACAAUGAUGGGCGUCAGAAGUUGCCCCCUGGUGGUGUGAGCACUGAAACUGCACAAGAGAGGGCUGUUUGUGGGGGCCAGAGGCAGAGGAAGGCUCACCAGCCACAGGACCUUGCAGAGAGGAUUCGAAGUCCACCUGCAGACCGGCAGCAUGAACUUACACUUUCCCUGGAGAACUGUCCAACAUCCCUCCCCGCCAAUGUCUUCGAAGAUGACAUUUCCCCCUCCUCCUCAAUCGCCGAGCAAUGCGGUGCUCAAAAAUCACCAGCCAUUCCCUCAUUACCAGGACUUCCGUGUGACCAGUCACUAAGUGACUGUUCAGCCUCCAGUUUGGCGUUGCUCCCGGCAACCGUGGGCAUCAGACAACCUGUGAGUGUAGGACCAUGUGAGUCAAACUCUAUGGCAACAACUGGGAGACCAAAUGGGAUAUAUUUGACCUCUCAAACCACGCCUCUAUUGCCAAAGACAACACAGCCUCCCAGCCCCAUCUGCUCAUCAUCGCUGCCAUCUUCCCUGAACCUCAACCAUCUUUCACGUCCACGAAAACCAAGGGACACCAAACCCAAAAUGAAGAAACUUAAGUAUCAUCAGUACAUUCCUCCUGACCAGAGAAGGGGGACUGCAGUGGGAGGAGCCAAACAGAAGAGCCCUACCUCAAUGCAGUCCUUAGACCCAGCCUAUUCCCAUCUUCUGAAGCAGCCGCAGGUCUUCCUUCAGCUCCAGAUCCUGCAGAACCAACAGCAACAACAACUCACCGUUGUACCCAAUGGUGAGCCCAAGUCUUCUGGAGCCUUGCCACGAAAUCUCCAACCUGUCCCUGCAACAACAAACCACACUCCCACGGACAUAAACCCUGUUUCCAAGCCUGAGAUUCUCCCAUCCAAUCUGGUGGAUCUGACGGUAUCGGAGCUACGACAGCAGCUGCGCAAGCGCGGGCUUCCCGUCUCUGGCACCAAGCCGACGUUACUACAACGACUGUGUCCCUUCCAGCUUCAGCAUGCUUGCCUGAGCCCUGCUCCCUUAUCCCAACUGAGCUCCAGCCUGGACCCUCUCACUCUGAGCCCCCCUCGACCACCUAACCAGAGCCCUGGCUCCAGCUCCAGCUCUGGACUCGGCUCACCAAGCAGCAGCCCAAACCAACAGCUGUACAUCCAAGAUGGGGCAAUUCCUAAUGGGAUUCUCACUGUCGCUCCAAACACAGUUCCAAAUGGAACACUGAACACUGUCCCAAAUGCAUUUACAAAUGCUGCGACAGUUAGCUUGGCAGGUGAACAGUGUGAUCUCACCAGCACCGCCUUCAUGGCCUCCGCCAGCACGGCCUCAGGAACACCAAGUCCCAGUUUACCCAUGUCAUCGUCCUCGCUAUUGCAGUGUGGGACUCCCUGGAGGACGGAUAGCGAGCAGCAGCAGCAACAGCAGCAAGAGCUGAGUGUGGAGCUACAGAUGAGGGAAAGGAUACGCAGCAGGCCCAGGGACCGUUCCUUAAACUCUGGUAACGAGCAGCCUUGUGAGGGGUCCCUUCAUCCAUUCCUGCAACAGGAUCCUGGAUGCUCUAGGAGGAAGACUGAAGCACAGUCGGAGGCAUUGCUAAAUCAAGUGUUCUGCUGCCAGCCUUGUGACUUUAUUGACCGUGACUUUGAGCUGCCAGUGCAGAUCACGGCAAGUCCCGUUCAGACUGUUCCUAGUAUUCGCAGCUUGGAAGAAGAUCUACAAGAGGCUAUUCAGAGGGCACAGAUGGACCCUCCACAGUCAAUUGAUGACAUUCUAGAUGAGCCUUUUACUUGUGAUGGCUCUGUCAAUGUCUCUGAUCGUAAAUCCCCUGCCCACCUCUCCCCUGACCUUUCUGCCUCACCUCAAAGGGAGCAGUCCCAGUCGUCCCAGCAGCACAACACGGAGAGCAGCUUCUUGCCGUCUCCCCUUUGCUCUUCUCUCUUGCUGGAGCUUCCUCCAUCUCCCGCCGUAAUAAACCCCAACCAAGUUCUCCCGGGUCCUCCCCCUCUCCUCAUCUGCACCUCACCUUUACCAUCUACCGUGAAGUCCCGGAAACGAAGGGCUCCGACGACAUUUGAUGCUGCCGAUUGGCUGGAAACGCUGACAUCUGGCCUGCGCCCUGUUACUCCGCCCAAAGCUCCCUUUGUGGAGCCAGAUGUCAGCCUGGAUUCAGAUCUGAAUGUCAAUCGAGUUCUGGAUCUACUGAUAGAGCAGUGGUGAGGACGCGCCAGACCCCUGCACAUCGGAUGUUUGAAACCGUUUGUAUGUACAGUCGAGCCGUAUUUAAGUGUCACCAAUGGGAGAAGCUUUCUGUAUUUCACUAAGGGCACAAUGUCGUAAAUUUCUGUUGCUCCCCAUUACUGAUGGGCUGUCAGAGUUUCCGGCUCCACGCAAUGUCGAGAGCUGGGACCGCUGCAGCCGUGAGAUCAGACACAGCUUUUAAAGGAAGCACGUGCAGUGUACACCCACUGCUGUUCAAAGCACUAGGGCUCAGCCAGGAAAGGAAAACAAGCAACACAUCGGUGAAUUGACACACUCCGCAGCACAAUGUGUGGAGCGCAAAACAAAAGAAAACCUGACGGCGUAUUAAGUUAAACAUGCUCCCUGGCUGUGCUGGGAGAAUGCUGUUUCUGACUUAUCUCCAAAACCUGUUGUUGGAUUGGGUUGAGUGUGGCCCCUGGUGUUGACUCAAGUCAUUGAGUCCCAGUUAUUCAUAAAGCCCAUUCAGAGAGUGCAGCAGCUGGGCAGAGCACACAGCGUGUGUGUGGCUCCAGACCUUAACCCUGAUGCCAGACACACAGUCGGCAUGCAGGGGGAGAAAGCUGGCAGAACCCACAAACAAGACGGGUGCGAGAGCUUGAGCGUAUGCGUGCUUUUAGAAUGCCUGAUGAUGUGUGAGUGCGCACACAAGUCUUGCAAACAUACAACUGCUUCCAUGUAUCAGCAGAAAUGCCAAAUGCACUUGUAUUUAUUUGUUUGCUUCCAGUUACGGAUGUCAGUUUGUGAGCAGUGCGGCUGAUUUGCGGGGUGAUGAAAGAGAAAGAGGAAAGACUUUGGGUUUCUGAGUCCUUUUUUCAUUUCAGACAGUUUAUUGUGGAUCCACUGCCAGCAGGCAGCAGCCCUGUUGUAGUUUUCCCUGCGUAAUCAUCAGAACAACCACCUUACAUUGCUCAGGUCGCCGUUCUCCAGACGUGCAAUCAGGGAAAAAGUAGCUCCUACACAAAUGCACCAAUCAGCUGAGUGAGCUUCCUCGCCACUUUGCAAAACCAGGUGGUCCUUUUUUCAGUGAUUAACCCCUAGCAGUGUCUGGCCCCUGUUGGAUGUUUACCUCCAUACUACCACGGCCAGUUUUAGCAUGAAAUAUGACCCCAAAACAAGGCCACACCUGCUCACUUUGUAUAAAUUAAUUUGGAGCCUGACAUUGCUAAGCAGCUGUUGGAUUUGAUCUGAAUACAAAACGACUGAAAAAGACUGUAGUGGGGUAAAAAAAAAAGGAAGUUUUAUAUUUUCACAGAUGGAUUGGUCAAAAUCAAUCAAGUAUUAGCAUGUUAGCAAUCACUUCUGUGUGUAAAAAACGUAUAAGAGCAGCAUAUACAAGAAAAAAUAAAAAAAAUCACAAUUUAAAAUCAGUUACAUUCUUAAAAAUUACUUGAUUUAUUUAAAUAGUGAAACUAUAUUGAACAAUAUCCUAAAAAUCUACACUUUUAAGGAAGGAGUUGCGUGUAUGGACUCAGAAACUUAUCGUCUGUCUUCCUUUUGUCUCCUUUUAAGCCACAGUCAGUUUGAUAUCUCUGGCUUUUCUGUAGUCUGAUGAUGAGUCUACAAAAUGACAGAAAUGAUAGAAAAAAUAUCCUCUUUCUAUCAAAGAUCCUUGUAUAGUUUCAGUAUUAAAAAGCAAAAAUAAAUAUUAAAAAAAAAAGAAAAAAAAUACAAAAAACAGGUAUGUGUAAAAUGAUGACAAUGAAAAUCAUAGCCAUCAUUUAACACUACUUGUUGCAAUAAAAAAAUAGAUAAAAAAGAAAGAAACAAAGAAAAUUGUUAGGCAGGAGAGUAACAUGCUACCUCCUGUGACUUCCAGCGCUUUGGGGCUGACACUUGUUUUCUUUAUUUUUUAACAUUUUCCACUGGAGCACAGCUUUCUGAGAGACGCCCGACACGGUUUAACUGCUGAAACGCUUCAUAUUAAAUGGAGUUUGAAACAUCACCUGGAACCGCCGGAGUGUUUUCGAUGUCUGUGAUUCAAUUGGCCACUUUGCUGCUAUAAAUGCUUUAUUAUUCAAACUUGAGAAAACAUGUCAUGUGUUUGCUUUUAUUUAUUAUGUAUUAUGUUCAUGCAAAAGACACCAAUUUUGUUGAAAAUGUAUUUAAAAGCAUUAAGAAAAUUAAAGUCUUAAUAGAUUU